Elephantulus edwardii (Cape elephant shrew) is the source of this 235-nucleotide messenger RNA. RefSeq names its product TP53 regulated inhibitor of apoptosis 1 (gene TRIAP1). The coding region runs from base 5 to 235 and encodes 76 amino acids. The transcript has 2 exons. The record is from RefSeq and is a predicted model, not a curated record. Lineage: Eukaryota; Metazoa; Chordata; Mammalia; Macroscelidea; Macroscelididae.
CGCCAUGAACAGUGUCGGGGAGGCGUGCACCGACAUGAAACGAGAAUAUGACCAGAGCUUCAAUCGCUGGUUUGCCGAGAAGUUCCUCAAAGGGGACGGCUCCGCGGACCCGUGCACCGACCUCUUCAAGCGCUAUCAGCAGUGUGUUCAGAAAGCAAUAAAGGAGAAGGAGAUUCCUAUUGAAGGACUGGAGUUCAUGGGCCAUAGCCAAGAGAAGUCUGAAAGUUCUUCUUGA